Molecule: messenger RNA, 6713 nt
Organism: Mauremys mutica (yellowpond turtle)
Lineage: Eukaryota; Metazoa; Chordata; Testudines; Geoemydidae
Product: proton-coupled amino acid transporter 1-like
Exons: 11
Coding region: 91-1512 (473 amino acids)
Biological process (GO): proton transmembrane transport; L-alanine transport; proline transmembrane transport
Cellular component (GO): vacuolar membrane
Molecular function (GO): L-proline transmembrane transporter activity; L-alanine transmembrane transporter activity; glycine transmembrane transporter activity
Source: RefSeq, a predicted model, not a curated record
GGCGUCACGUGGCUGGGCGUCGCGUGACCGUCACCCGGAAAAGCAAGAUGGAGGGGCGGGGCCGGUGAGCGCCGGGCAGCUGCCGCCACUAUGUCCACCAGGAGGCUGCGCAGCGAGGACUACGACGACUACAGCUCCACAGAGGCUACGCCCGAUGGGAGCCCCCCCGAAGGCAUAAACGGCUUUGUCGCUCCUGCAGCCUACCAGCGGUUCGGGGAGAGCAACGGGACAACAUGGUUUCAAACCUUGAUCCACCUGGUGAAAGGGAACAUUGGCACUGGCCUGCUGGGACUGCCUCUGGCUGUGAAAAACGCUGGCAUCGUGCUGGGCCCGCUCAGUUUGCUGGUGAUGGGAAUUGCCGCAGUGCAUUGUAUGGGCAUCCUGGUUAAAUGCGCUCACCACUUCUGCAACAAAUAUCAAAGGCCUUUUGUGGACUAUGGAGAUGCUGUGAUGUACGGGCUGGAAGCCAGCCCUAUCGCCUGGCUUCGGACCCACGCCAUCUGGGGAAGGUACAUAGUGGGAUUUUUCUUGAUUCUCACCCAGCUGGGGUUCUGCUGUGUGUAUUUCGUAUUUCUGGCUGACAAUCUGAAACAGGUGAUCUCUGCAGCAAAUGGCACCACCAAUGACUGCCAUUCCAACAAAACCACGGCGCUGACUCCCACCAUGGACUCCCGGUUGUUCAUCCUCUCCUUGCUGCCGUUCCUGGUGCUGCUCGUGUACAUACAGAAUCUCAAGUUCCUGUCCAUCUUCUCCAUGCUGGCCAACCUCGCCAUGCUGAGCAGUCUCCUCAUGAUAAACUGGUAUAUCCUCACGGGCAUUCCGGAUCCCAGCAACCUGCCUCUCGUAGCGGGCUGGAAGACCUACCCUCUCUUUUUCGGCACGGCUAUCUUUGCUUUCGAAGGUAUCGGCGUGGUGCUCCCCCUGGAAAACAAAAUGAAGAAUCCCCGGCACUUCCCAGUGAUCCUGUAUGUGGGAAUGGCCAUAGUCACCAUCUUGUACAUCAGCCUGGGGACCUUGGGUUACCUGCGAUUUGGAGCCAGCAUCCGGGCCAGCAUUACUCUCAACCUGCCCGACUGCUGGCUGUACCAAUCUGUCAAGCUGCUCUACUCCAUUGGGAUCUUCUUCACCUACGCGCUGCAGUUCUACGUCCCUGCUGAAAUCAUUGUGCCCGGGGCUGUUUCCCAGGUGCCGGAGCGCUGGGCACUGUGGGUCAACCUGCUCCUCAGGACGUGCCUCGUCUGCGUGACAUGCCUGCUGGCAAUCCUGAUUCCCCGCCUGGACAUCGUCAUCUCUCUGGUGGGCUCUGUGAGCAGCAGUGCUCUCGCCCUCAUCAUCCCUCCCCUGCUGGAGAUCACCACCUAUUACUCAGACGGUCUCCACCCCGUCACCAUCGCCAAAGACAUCCUGAUCAGCGUCCUGGGCUUUGCGGGGUUUGUGGUGGGCACUUACGAGUCCCUUUGGGCACUGGCCACCCCCCCCAUUUCCAACAUCACCAGUGCCUUGGUACAUUGACCCCUUUUCCUUCUCCCGCUCCACCCCAGCAACGCCGCUCACUGGGUGUUCAUCAGGGUCAUGGCAGCGAAUCUCCCUUCCUUCUCUUUCAGGGCAUUUGUCCAGGAGAAAUGAGGGUGAGUGCCCAGCCAGAAAAGACAGGACCCUGAUUCCCUUUCCCUCUCCUCUUAGCGUGCAGUUCCCACUUUGGGGGUCUCAUUGCUUGGGUCUGGGAGCCCUGCAGAGAUGACUUGCGGCCCCUGGUUGGGAUGGAGUGCCUUCCUUUGCUCCACCGGGAUCCUUCUGACAGAUUCAGAUGACAGUGUCGAGGUACUGCAGUUUGAAGUGAACAUGCUUCUAGACUAUAGAGUACCAAGGGGAGGGGAGAAACCUUUGGGCUCUUUCAGGGAUCUAGACAACUGCUUCACAACCAAGGGUACCUCUGCCCUUCCAAACUCCCCUCUGCCCAGAAAAAGAGAAUCUGAGUCUUUUCUGGUGCCAACUCUUUUUUUCAGCACUUUAAUUCAUGGCAACAGAGCAGCUCCAGCCAGUGAGUGACACAUUAGAGCCCUCAUCCCUAAGAGCUGUAGAACCUGGAAAGUUACAGUGACGACAAGGGGAAAAGGGAGCAGGAAACUGCACAAGGAGAAUGAAUCUCUUGUGUGCGCUGCCCUGGCAGGCUGAUGUCACAGCCCCGUCUGACACUCGCUGUGUGUAAGCCGGGCCUCAGUGGGUAGAGCGCUCCCUAGCUUGAGGAGCCAAACACAUGAGCAUUAGAUGGCAACGUUUAUUGGAAGCCGUGUUACAAACCCCGUCUGGGCCUAGAUCCCCUUGCCACACCCCAUCUCCGGCUCCGUCCAUUCUAGGUAGUGUGGGAUGAGGCAAGUCUGUGUGUCUGGGUUUCAGAGAGGAAUGGGGGGAUUGUGCUAAAUCCCUGACUUAAGUUUAGUUGUGAUUCUCACCCCCCCGGACUCUGUCCAAGGGAUGUGGGCUUUAUCGAAAGCACUAGGAACAAGGUACCCCCGGAGCAGGCUGGGAGGGUGUCUGCGGCUCCAAAGUACUUAACUGCUGAGGCAGUUAUUUUAUUCUUGAACUAGGAGCCCACUUUCCUUUACACCUUUUCUUCAAAAAAAAGGGCAUGGGACAGGGCUGUCCCCUUGUCAGUACUUUUAAUCUCACUCCCCUUCCCCCUGGAACGCACCCUGCCUACAAGGGAUGUCUUGUGUUUACACCCACCAUAGCUACGCCCCUGCUGGGCGGUGCUACCUCACUGUUUGUGUUAUAGCACUGAAUCAUGCCAAGGAGAACUGAAGGCACAUUGUUCUAAUGAGCCUGCAUUCCUCUUCUCGUCCCUUGUGGAUCUAUCCUUUGUUCUCCGGCUAGUUAAGUUGGGGUCCCACCACUUGCUAGGUAGGAAGAAGCGUUAUCUGUUUUACCCACUUGGUUUGAUUAGUGAGGGAAGGGAGCUGUCUCUUUUGUGUUCCUCUUUCAUUCCUUUCCAUUUACUUCGCGCUCGAUCUCUAGACAGCGAUAAGCUGUUCAAAGCUUUGUCAUUGUCAUGCUUUGGUAAGGCGAGGGUGGACAGGACGCCAUAGCUCUCAUUCAUGCGGCUUGUAACCGUUUGUCAAUGACCAAAGGACUAGAGUACGCGAUCUUGGACCUGGUGGAGGCUUGGACUUAAAAAUCUCUUCCUUCCGGUUAGCGUAAGAGGAAGGCAUCACUCACGUCUGAAUGAAAGUGCUAAUGAAUGGAGUGUACAUAGAGCGACGGCUGGAAAUCAAAUAGCGUCCCAGUGUGCGCUUCAGCACGCAGACCCAUCCAGGAUGACUUUGUAGGGAUUUAUUUUUUAGCUUUACAUUGAUUUUUAAAGGCGCCGCCGACACCUCAGCAGGAUGGUUAGUUAAUCGCAUGUCUAAAAGAAAGCACAGUCUGAACAUGCAUUGGACUGAACUUAUUUAUUUGCUAGGGUGGUUUUUUUUUUUUGCAAGGCAGGGCCCAUGUAUAUUCAUCUUGAAAAGAAGCUUGGAAGCCAGACUUGCAGCAGGUGAUCAACAGAGGUUUGUUCCCAAAGCCCUGUGCUGUAAUAUGAAUGGUCAGAAGGGACGGUUGAUGCUGUCUCUAAGCCAUCCAAAACCGCUGAGCUCUUGGACUAGUGUAGCAAUGGAAAGCUCAGUCUAUACAAUGGCUGGAGCAUUUCAUUUAAUUAGAACGGGAGCAGGGUUUGAUUUCCCCUUGGCUGCAAAGUGGCUGUCGUAGGUAACUAGCAGGGCCUAGCUGCUAACCUCUGCAGCCUUAACGCAGGCCUGGAAAUGGAGUCCAUGUGCUUUUUCUUUUUUUAAUGGCAAUUCUAAAACACGGUCGGCAGGUCCUGCUGCACCCAAGAGGUUGGGUUAUGAAUACUUGACCCGAGGGCUUUACUGGAAGAUGUUGAUUUAUGCUGUGGCAGUACCAAGGGUUGGUUUUAGAGGGUACACUGGUAAAUGGGGCUUAUUGUGCUUUUGCACUCCCCAAAAGCUGCUUCUGUCUCCAGGAGCCCUUAGGGAGCUGUUUAGGAAGCAAUUGUGGACCUACAUUUUCUGUGCUGCUCUCUCCAUGUACAUUCCUAACACAGAUGUUUUCACUUAAAUGGAGAGUUCACUUCCUUCAUCAGCUCCUGUUACUCAGGUUGUUUCCUGAAGCAAACAACUCUUCACAGAGCAUUGUUCAUAUCCCCUUGAAAACAGCCUGACCAAAACAGUGCAUAUUGGCACCUCUCCAACCCCUGGUGUGGGCCAAGCUUCUUUUCCACUCCCUAUCACCUCUCCUUCAAAGCCUCAGUGUGUCCUCCCCAGGGGCACACCUUUCCUUUAGAGAUCCCCUCUCCCACCCCACAGAUACCCUGCUCUCGCUGCAGCCAAUGGAUUCUAGGAACAGGUCCCAGCUGGUCCGAGAGCCAGCCCUGGUUUCGGCAAGGAACACCGUGACUGGGUUGAACUGAACUUGAGGAAAUAUAGGCAAAUCUGGCAUGCUCGCUUCUUGUUUCUGACACUGGAGAACAGCGGGGCUUACAGUUCUCUGGUGCUUUAGACCUCUUUGGAGAGAAGACAAAAUGUCAGGAUGAGAAGCCAUCUGGAGAUGAGCUCCCAUACAUAAACUGCCCCCGGGUCCUUGCUAUUGUACAGAGGCUACUUACGUAGCCUCUUUCCUCGCAAUUCAGUCGCAGUAUAGAAAUUGCGUUCAGUUCAGCACAGGGUGCAUACGUUGUCGAGACCUGUACACCAGUGUGCCCAGGCCUGGGGUCUUCCUGCAAGAUUGUCAAGCCGGUCGUGGGGUGGUGUAGCUUUUUUUUUUUUUUUUAAGCUGCAGGUCUCCCCCUUUACAUUUUUACUGCCACUCGCAUCCUUGGAGCGCCUGCUGCUGCAGAGCAAAACCUGCCGAAGGUCAUAGCAAGCCCAGCAGCCAGUGAGGGCUUAUUACUGUUUACUUAGGGGACGCUCUUGAGUUGCCAGUUGAUGUCUAGCUUGAGUGUCCCUUUUAAGAUCAAGGACCCGACCCUGGUGUCGCUUGCUUUGGUGUACAGCUCAAGUAACGGCCCUGAGAUCAGUGUGAGCGAGAUCAGGAUCAGCAGGCUCCUGUUCCAUGGAACUGCACUGGGGAAUGGAGCCUGACGUGCACACUACAUAUGGCAAGAGUGCAAUGUGUAAAAGAUCAUUGUAUAUAGAACUUACGCUGGUGUCUGAUUUCAUUACUGACAUGCAAAAUCAUUGGGCCUCACCUUUCCUACCCAGCAUCAUUGCAUGCUGGAGGCUUGGGGAACACUCUCUUGGCUUUGUCUUCUGUUUGAUGGAAUGUUGGCAGCAACUGAUAGCCGCUACCUCCUGCUAUCGGCAGGGCUCUCCUUGCCCGCCAGCCAGCGUAAGGAUUGUUACAUCUAAUGGAACACUCCCCCGCCACUCCCACCCAUCCACAUAUGCUGCUCUUGGCCACUAGGCAGUCCUGAUUGACCACUGAGCGGUGUCUCUUCUCCAUUUUCCCUGGUAGAAGUGACAGUUCAAAUUAACCCCAGCACUGCAUCAACCUCCCCUCCCUCACGCCAUGUAAAAGACUAAUGUCAGGAUGAUUGCUAAUGGGACAUGUACCGCUGGGGGCGAUAACAUGUCGUCUGUGUCCUCUUUCCCCACCUCCAUUUCAAAGCUCUUUCUGUUGUCAGCCCUGAGGUGAUGCGACACGGUACAGCUCCGGGGGCUGGCUCAGUGGGCACUCUUGCACAGAACACAUUAUAGAUUAAAUACAACGUUGCAGAGCACUUGGAUAACACGGGAUUAUUUGCUCUCUGAAUAUUAGCAGCUUGCUGCUGGUUCAGAAGAGGAGGGAAAACAAUUUUGUUUGUAGUAACGGCCUUGGCCAUAUAAUCAUGUUUAGAGGGAUAUUGCAGAAGUGGCCCCUGGUCGCAUUUGACGUGCAUAUCAUGCUGUCCCUCUUCACUCCCAGUGGGGGGCUAGUUCUGGUGUGGCGCCACAUCGCCAAUCACGGGACUGAAAAGGGCAUUUCGUGGCAGAGCAGAGGGAAGGAGUGUGUGACAUGCCCAUCUGCAAUGGUCAAGAAACCCGGGACAAAAUUCCACUUUAGAUCUACCCCUGGAGUAACUCCAUUCACAGUCAGUGGAGUUGUGCUGGCUUUACCCCUGAUGAGAACAGCAUUUGGUCCCUGGUGUUCAGAAUGAAUGGUUGACCCGGCAGUUCAAAUAGCUGUGAAUUUAGACUAAUCAGCGCUGAAGUCCUCGCAUUUGAGGUGCUUGUAGAUUCUUAUGAUCAGGACAAUGUUGUUCAAAUUUUUUUGAUUAGCUUAAAUGUUGGGCCUUUCCGCUAUAUUUAAAUGAAAAUGAAGGGGUGGGGAGCAGGGUGCAUUUACCUGGAGUUACACUUAUCCAUGGAAUGACCUGAAUAAUUGCGGAGUGAAGUGUAUUUUGACAUAAGGUAGUCACAGCCAGCAUUGGACUGGAAGAUCAGUGAGACCUACCAUUUAACUUCUACAUUGGCAGCAGGUCAGUGACCAGGGAAAGUGUGUGUGUAAAUAUAUUUGGGGUGUGUGUGUGUGUGUGUGUUUUUGUGCCAGCAUGUAUGUAUAUUGCCAGUACACAGUAUGUAUAUCUGCCCAGUGAAAGAACUUAUUUGUAUUUGGUGCUGUACCUGGAUCAUGUAUUCUGUUAUUUUAUUCAAUAAAUAAGAUCUAUUUUUAUUUUA